This is a messenger RNA of Cladophialophora carrionii CBS 160.54, 267 nucleotides long. Its product is annotated as 40S ribosomal protein S21. Gene Ontology annotation, biological process: translation; endonucleolytic cleavage to generate mature 3'-end of SSU-rRNA from (SSU-rRNA, 5.8S rRNA, LSU-rRNA); endonucleolytic cleavage in ITS1 to separate SSU-rRNA from 5.8S rRNA and LSU-rRNA from tricistronic rRNA transcript (SSU-rRNA, 5.8S rRNA, LSU-rRNA). Bases 1 to 267 code for a protein of 88 amino acids. NCBI's taxonomy places the organism in Eukaryota, Fungi, Ascomycota, Eurotiomycetes, Chaetothyriales, Herpotrichiellaceae. Gene Ontology annotation, molecular function: structural constituent of ribosome. The transcript is spliced from 2 exons. Gene Ontology annotation, cellular component: ribosome; cytosolic small ribosomal subunit. The record is from RefSeq and is a predicted model, not a curated record.
AUGGAGAACGAGAAGGGAGAAAUCGUCGAUCUCUACGUCCCCCGCAAAUGCAGCGCCACCAACCGCAUCAUCAAGGCCAAGGACCACGCGAGCGUGCAGAUCUCGGUCGGCAAGGUGGACGAGAACGGCCGCUACACGGGCGAGAACCAGGUGUAUGCUUUGUGCGGGUUCGUGCGGAGCCGAGCCGAGAGCGAUGACAGUCUGAACCGCCUGGCGCAGAAGGACGGGUUCUUGAAGAGCGUGUGGAGUGCGCAGCCUACGAGAUAG